AUGGAUUUUGCACCUGAGGGCAGUGGAUCAGCUGAUGAACAUGACGAUUCUUCAAACUCAAGAAGGGAGAGGGAGAGAAAACAGUAUCAUCGACACUCCGCUGAACAAAUCCAACGACUUGAAGAGUUUUUCAAAGACUGUCCUCAUCCAGAUGAAAAUCAACGGAGACAAUUAAGUAGAGAACUAGGGCUUGAACCUAGACAAAUCAAGUUCUGGUUCCAAAAUAAAAGAACCCAAACAAAGAGCCACAAUGAACGAGCUGACAACGAUGCCCUUAGAGUUGAAAAUGACAGAUUCUAUUAUGAGAAUCUUGUUAUGAGAGAAGCAUUAAGGAAUCUUGUAUGCCCAAAAUGUGAGGAUGCAUCUUCUGGAGAAGAAGCAAGGCAAAGAAAUCUAGAAAGAUUACGAGUUGAAAAUGCUGGGUUGAAACAAGAGCUUGAAAGGGCAUCCCGUGUGGUAUCCACUUUUUCCAGAAGAUCUGGAGUACUCGAAUCUUAUUUGCCACCAUCUUUUAGUCCCCUAUCAUAUUUAGGUGAAAAUAUUCCAGGGACUUCAAUGACCACAUUGUUACCUCAAAGGCUCUCUGAAAUACAAGAGAUGGAAAAAUCUGUGAUGGUUGAAACUGCUGUUAAUGCCAUGGAUGAAUUGUUAGAGCUUUUCCGAGGAAAUGAGCCCUUAUGGGUUAAGUCUCCAACUAAUGAGAGAUAUCUGAUUCAUCGGGAAACUUAUGACAAGCUAUAUCCCAAAAUAUCCCAUAUCAACAGCUCUAGUUCUUGGAUAGAAUCAUCAAGAGAUUCAGGACUUGUGCCAAUUACUGCCAGGCACUUGAUUGAUAUAUUUCAAGAUCCGGAAAAAUGGAUGGACUUUUUUCCUACAAUUGUCACCAAAGUUAGGACAAUUGAAGCGCUUGACACGGGAAAAAGGGGUGGUUCUCUAUUUGUGAUGCAUGAAAAGUUGCACGUUCUUUCACCUCUUGUUGCACCCAGAGAGUUGGCGUUCCUUCGUUAUAUCCGACAACUUGAUUCAACAACGUGGGUGAUCGUAAAUGUUUCCUAUGAUUCCCUUAAGGAGCUAGAAGAUGCUUCUUCUUCACAAACAUGGAUGUUUCCUUCCGGUUGCCUUAUUCAAGACAUGCCCAAUGGAAAAGCAAAUGUGGCAUGGGUUGAACAUGUUCAAGUGGAUGAUAGAUCUCUUACUCACCCUCUUUAUAAGGAUAUGGUUUGUGAUUCUCAAGCAUAUGGAGCCAAGAGAUGGAUUGUUACUUUGCAAAGGAUGUGUGAGAGAUUUGCAUUUUCAAUGGGACCAAGACCUUCUCCUGGACAUGAACUUGAAGGAGUUAUUGAUGCACCUGAAGGUCGGAAAAGCCUGACAAAACUUUCUCACAAGAUGGUCAAAAACUUCUGUCACAUAUUAAGCAUGCCAGAGAAAUUAGAUCUCCCUCAGCUGUCAGAAUUGAACAGAAAUGGGUUUCGAGUCUCUGUUCAUAGAAGUGAUACUUCCGGCCAACCCAAUAACAUGAUCGCUUGUGUUGCUGCGUCCCUGCGGCUUCCAACUUCCUUUGAGAAUCUGUUUGAUUUCUUCAAAGAUGAGCAUGCAAGAGACCAGUGGAAUGUUCUGUCCGAAGGAAAUCCUGUUCAUGAAAUUGCACACAUCUCCACGGGCACUCACCCUGGAAACUCCAUCUCCCUCAUGCAGGCCGCUAAUCCCAAGGAAAACAUGUUGAUACUUCAAGAAAGCAGCAUCGACUUGUUAGGGGCUAAUCUGAUUUAUGCUCCAGUGCCAGUUUCAACCAUUACUUCUGCAAUAAGUGGUCAAGACACCACAGAUACAAAUGUUUUACCAUCGGGCUUUAUCAUCUCAAGUGACGGAGUUGAUGGUGGAGCUAGAGCCGGAGCUUCUUCUAGUUCUAGCAUGAUCGGAUCGAACAGUUCACUGCUCACUGUGGCUUUCCAAAUAAUGGUGCGCCCCGACACAUUUUCUGACCAACUAAUCACAGAUUCGGUGGCCACAAUUCAUGCUCUUAUAAGCUCCACUGUGCAAAAGAUUAGAUUAGCAGUAGGAUCUAGGUUUGGGUGA
Coffea eugenioides is the source of this 2076-nucleotide messenger RNA. RefSeq names its product homeobox-leucine zipper protein HDG11-like. The transcript is spliced from 10 exons. Lineage: Eukaryota; Viridiplantae; Streptophyta; Magnoliopsida; Gentianales; Rubiaceae. Gene Ontology annotation, biological process: regulation of DNA-templated transcription. Gene Ontology annotation, molecular function: DNA binding; lipid binding; DNA-binding transcription factor activity, RNA polymerase II-specific. Bases 1 to 2076 code for a protein of 691 amino acids. The record is from RefSeq and is a predicted model, not a curated record.